Molecule: messenger RNA, 918 nt
Organism: Cooperia oncophora
Lineage: Eukaryota; Metazoa; Nematoda; Chromadorea; Rhabditida; Trichostrongylidae
Source: the annotation of a GenBank genome assembly
GUCGAGUUCGCCUAUAUCAAGAAAAUAAUUCUCUCAGGUGCUGCAAAGGACCGCCCGCGUCAUCCGCUCAAGAAUCGAGUGCAGUACAUCAGCCAGUCGUUCGAAACACCAUUACGAUACAUAACAACUAUCACAACCCCGCCUGCACCUGUGCCUUCUUCAACAGAACAACCACAAACAGAUCCGUUAGCGUCGGAAGCGCUGGCGUUUGAUUUGGAUGUUUCCGAUCCGGACCCCAUUGUAUGCGACCCUACGAUCUUCGAGGAUCCAGCCCGAGAAGAGGAGGUGGACGACAUUGUCGUAUGCGUGGCACCUGCAUCUCAUUGCUCAUCUGCUCAAUCCGACAAGAGCCAUUCCAACCGCAGCCACUCAGAUUACAGCCUUUCUAAUCGUAGUCAGUCGUACCACAGCCAUUCGGAGCAUAGCCAGUCUGUCCAUGUGCCCUCUGACCGCAGCCAUUCUAUUCACAGUUUAUCGAGCCACAGCCGUUCCAACCGUAGCCUGUCUUAUCACAGCCGUUCAGACCACAUAGAAGAUGAGCAUGCUGAGGAAGAGAGACUGUCAUCUGUAUCAACUCCGUCUGAACCGGAGCCUGUGGCAUACGAGAUUCUCAUGGAGUCCAUGAAGGCUGAGGAACCAUUAGGGUCAGAGUACGAACACGGCGCAGCUAUAUCCGAUGUGCUAUCUACAAAUCCGUUCUACUACCAGAAACCAUCGUCGAUAAUCGAGCGAGAGAGCACAGCACCGUGUGUUAGUCCAGAGCCUUCACAGACAUCUGGUUUGGACGACGCAGAACAUUACAGAGCAGAUCUCACCUUUCCGUACAUCGAUGCCGACAGCGUUUCAUCUUUAGUUGGACACGACGAUCUCAGCGGCCCUACGAUCUGUAAGGAGACGGUGGCGAGACCAAGAAAGUAG